Messenger RNA from Staurois parvus, 395 nucleotides. The record is from the annotation of a GenBank genome assembly. Lineage: Eukaryota; Metazoa; Chordata; Amphibia; Anura; Ranidae.
AUGGGGCCCCCAGGCAAUAGGGGAUCAUGGGACCCCUGUGUCCUUGCCCAAACUCAAAAAAGCCUAUGAAAAUGGUACCGGGGCAUCUCAUGGGGCCCCCUACAGACCCCGGGCCCUCGAGUUUCCAAAUGCGGCAUCAAAGACACAGAGUCCAGUUACAGGUAAACUCAGGACCAGGGGCGGACUGACAACUCAUGGGGCCCACGGGCAAUAGGGGAUCAUGGGGCCCCUGUGUCCUUGCCCAAACUCAAAAAAGCCUAUGAAAUAGGUACCAGGGGCAUCUCAUGGGGCCCCCUACUGACCCCGGGCCCUCGGGCACUGCCCGAGUUUCCAAAUGGUCAGUCCGCCCCUGCUCAGGACUUGUAUUGCACAGAAUGCCAACUACAAAUAACCCC